AGUGUCGUUAUCACAGUCGCUGUUCGGCGGUCGGGCGGCGUGCAGGCUACAGGGUGUUCGCUCGCGGGCGGUCGACAUCUCUUCGAGAGAAGUUUUGCGGAGAUCGGAACGUGGCCGGCCUUUCCCGGCUAGAGCGCUCUGUAGAAAGUGAAAUUGCAUGUGAUAACAAAUUGUGUAAGGACACUCGUACUACUUGGUGUUUGAUUGUGUGAAGUGGGAACUCCAGAGUGGAUUUUACAAACUUAUUUUGAACUCGUUUCGAUAUCAGCGCAGUUUUGAACUAAAAACUGUGAUCUAGAUUAUUGAAGCGCUGUCGAGUUUUCCGAAAACGGUAUUUCACUUUUUGCUAAUACAAGAAGUGAUAUUGCUGAGGAGAAAACGUAAUUAGCGCACGAAAGAGACUCGCUUCGUGAAUCACCCACCAAUCAACUUGUAGUAAUAAAAUAGAUGUCUUCGAAAGUGAAUUUGUUUGCUGAAGUGCUUUGAAGAAACAGUAUUGUGUAUUGAAAUGUGAAUAGUGUUCAAGUGAUAGUUGAACAGAGUUCGUGUGAUAAUUCGUUUUUAUCCCAAUGAAGUUUCACGUGUAAAACGCUGCUCACAAUUGGUUUUCUGAAAAUCUGUCACCAUGGAGACGGAGGAGCUUACGAAACUCGUCGAUGGCAUAUACAAGAACAUCCUGGAUAAAUUUAAUCCAGGUGCUCGGCAGAUGAUAACGGCCGGAAAGGCGUAUUUGAAGGCUUUGCAUGGAGCUGCAGCAGCUUCUAGGCUGUAUGUGGAUGCCGUGGGCAAGCUGGGCAGGCAGGCCCAGCAGGGCACCUGGGGAGGCUGUGCUGAUAUUGGUACCGCCCUCAUGAAAGUAGUGGAAGUAUACCGCGAGAUACAAGAUCAACAGAUGAAUAUUCUGAAGGCGUUCUACGUAGACUUGCUGGUCCCUCUAGAAACUAAUCUCGAAAAGGAUACAAAAGUAGUACAGUCUGAACAAAAGCGGUUCUUACAACAACACAAACUGCGCUCUGAGAGCUACAGCAAAGCGGCGGCUACGAUCAAGAAACAGCGCAAGAAGAAAACCAACGUCAGCAAAGUUGGUUCUGCAAUGGACAAAGAGAUGAAGAACAUGCAAAUAUUGGAAGAGGAAAAGACGAAAUUGGACGCGUUUUGCGAGCAAAGCUUGAAAAAUGCGAUGACCCAAGAGCGCCGUCGAUACGGAUUUGUGUUGGAGCGACAGUGCUCGCUGGCUAAGCACUGGCUGGCGUACCACACUGCUGGAGCCACGGCCUACAACACCGGCCUGGAUGAGUGGCUUGAAGUCUCCAGGACUAGGGAGUAUCUCCCGCCCAACGUGGAGGCCAUGUUUGUCAGCAGGAUGAGGCAAGUAUCCUUCUGGGCUGACGAGGACAUCUACGCCAGCCCUCGAGCUGGUGAUGACGACGACCGCGCUUCUGUCGGCUCUGCUCUAAGGAAGACCAGAUCGGUAGACGCUUCAUGCCUGGACGUGCGUUCCAUCGGUGAACUCGGCUCCCCUGCACAGGGGCUGUCCCGUGCUAAAUCCGACUUCAACUUGCAGACCAGCAUCCAUGCUGAUGAGCCAGAUACUGACACCCGCAUCGCGACCCGUCCAUCUUCUUUAGCUCCACCAACUUGCACGACACGUGACCCGCCUCUGGCACGUGCUUUGUAUGCAUAUGCCGCAGCUGGAGACAACCAGCUCAGCUUCCAGCAGGGAGAUAUGCUCGCUCUGCUCGGAGAGAGGACCAAGGGCUGGCAGUACGGAGAGAACUUACGCUCGCACCAGGCCGGCUGGUUCCCGCUGGCUUAUACCGAGCCGAUCGCUAACGAUGACGUCAUGGGAGAUAUGCUCGCCCUGCUCGGAGAGAGGACCAAGGGCUGGCAGUACGGAGAGAACUUACGCUCGCACCAGGCCGGCUGGUUCCCGCUGGCUUACACCGAGCCGAUCGCUAACGAUGACGUCAUAGAUAUGCUCGCCCUGCUCGGAGAGAGGACCAAGGGCUGGCAGUACGGAGAGAACUUACGCUCGCACCAGGCCGGCUGGUUCCCGCUGGCUUAUACCGAGCCGAUCGCUAACGAUGACGUCAUCGGCAGCUCGCCAGCUCGCUGGAGCUGCGCCCAAACACCGAGCGAGGCGCCGCCGCCCGCGCCCGUUGCUCACGCGCAGACUACGCCUAGUACGCCAGCCGCUGCGCACCCGCACUCGCACCCGCCGCCGCGCAUGUUCGGGGAUACAGUCACUGCGCAUCACGUUACAAAGUUUAACCUUGACCAGGGUCGCCUAGGCAGCGGCUCCCCGGGCCUGCCACCGACUCUCCCGGCUCCGUCUCCCAGCGCACUGAGCUCGUCAGCAAGCGCCACAUUCCACGCUUCCACUCCGUCAGCUCCAGGAACAGCUAUCAAGAACUCCACGUCAUCAGCUAGCUUCACCACUCACGCGGUCAUUGAGACCCGCAGCUUCGGACCCCAGACGCUGCCCAUGCGCUCACAGGUGGCACAAAACAAAGCAGGCCCAGCCAAAACUGCAGUGGCAGUGGUAGGCGCUGCCGGUAAUGUGUCGCUCCACAGCUCCAACGAUUCGGGCUUCUCCAACGAGCCCCCGCCGCAGCCCGACAUUGAUUACAGCGAUGAAGAAGCCCAAAGGCUACGCGUACCCAUCAGUAAAUCUGCUCAGCAAGCCAAUGAACACAAAGCGUACUUGCUAAAAACUCAAAGUCUCAAACGCGGACCGAAACCAAACCAGAACACCACUAAUGGGUACUUGACAGAUGAUCAGCAGCUGAUGCUUCGUAACAUGCUAGACAUGGACAAAGAUUCUCAGAGAGUGAAGCGAACGAAGUCAUUCUGGAAGUUUGGACGCACGACUUCGGAAGAGAUAAUGGAAGGCAUGUCCCUUUGGCAACACCGUGAUAUUGUUGAUACAGUACCCGAAUACAAGAAAAAAUUGUUCGUUAAAAUGAAGAAAGAAUUGAGGCCAGCUCCGGAGAUUCCAGAAAUAAGAAAGACAGCAAGCCCUGAAAAAUCACCACCACUUGAUGACAUGCCGUCCCAGCGACCCAAAGAAACAAUUGACAGAAAAGAAAUGAAAGUUACCAAUGGCAUCCGCCAGGCUAGAAGUAUGGGCUCCAUACAAAAUGAAGAAAACUUGGAAAAAGUUAGAAAAGUGAAUGAAAACUACAAGCAGCAGAAUCAAGCCAUGAAUAAGAAGAGUAUGUCUGAAAAACAUAUCAUUGAAGAGAAGCAAGAGGAAUUUGUCCCCAGGAACGAAUCUAGACAUUCUGAUUUGACCAACACAAGUACCAUCAAAACUAACUUUGAAAAUAGCUUUUACAAUGACGAGAGUGGAGAGGGCUUUGUGAUGAAAACUGUUAAGCGCAGAGAAAUAUUACAAAGAUAUGAUAACGAUAGCAGCUCUGAUGUUAAUUCUGUUGCUUCAAGUACUGAUCCAUAUGACUGCAUUAUUGUAGAUGAUCACAUGACAUCCGGGAAGCAACAAGAACUUGAUAGACGUCGACAGGCUCAAAUGAUAGAUGAAGAAGUAAAGAAAAGGAAAGAGAACGCCUAUAUGCCGGAAUUUGAAGAGAUUGAAGUGACUCCAAUCAAACCACAUGUUCGUGCUACAAUAUCAUCGGAGAAGGUCAAGAAAAAUUCGCACGAACGGAGUCCACCAAAAACUAUGGAGUUCAAAACCUUCAAAGACAAUUCAAAGGAAGUCAAAACAUUCUCAGCUUCAUCUGAAACCUUGAAAUACAAGGAUAAUGAACAACGCACAGACCGCUACGGAAUACCUUCUGAACGUAACAAUAAUGACAUACAAAAUGAAGACCAUUACAAUGGUCAUGACGAAGGAACUCUAAAAUACAAAAAACGCUCAAGCAAAGAAGAAAAAUCUCGUCAACAGAACACUAUGGAGAAUGGAAAGAAUUACAAGAAAGAAUACCCACAAGCUGAAGCUCGGUCUCCGAAGAAAGAUCCUCGGUCUUAUGAAAGCCGAGAGCCACGUAUCGACUAUUCAUUGGAUAGACGCCAAACGAAGAGAGAAUUUUCAGAAACAAAGACAAACCCGCGAAGCAAGAGCAGAGCAAAUAGAAGUUUCGAUGACAGUUCUCUGCCAUACAAUGGGCGUAGAGAAGAGAGGUACUACGAAUCGAAUAUUUCAUACUUCAGUGAUCAAGAACGUCGUGUUUCUCGUUACGAUUAUGAGACGGAUUCAAAGAAAGCAGAGAAGUCUAAAAUGCGCCAAGAAGAGGCGAAGCUAGAAGCGAGGCGUUUUAUUGAUCGGAGGAGUGAGGGUCCUUAUAGUGAGUCAGAUGACCAGAAGUUCAAUGAGGCACUAAAGCAGCAGAGGCCGCAGUUGCUCCCUCGUACAAAACUGCUGAAGAGGUCAGCGGAGGGAAACGACUUGCCUGAGGAAGGCCACACGUUUGGUCCGUGGUACGAUUUGUGGGGACGGGAGACUGCGGUCUACAAGUAGUGUAACAGACCCCAGCAGUUUGCAACGGUGAAACUACGGAAGACGCUAACAAAUGAUAGGUCGUCGCCUGCCAUCGAAUAAUGUUUUGUAUAAUU
Molecule: messenger RNA, 4575 nt
Organism: Ostrinia nubilalis (European corn borer)
Lineage: Eukaryota; Metazoa; Arthropoda; Insecta; Lepidoptera; Crambidae
Gene: IRSp53
Exons: 20
Coding region: 626-4480 (1284 amino acids)
Biological process (GO): actin filament bundle assembly; actin crosslink formation; positive regulation of actin filament polymerization
Cellular component (GO): nucleoplasm; cytosol
Molecular function (GO): protein binding
Source: RefSeq, a predicted model, not a curated record